UCAAGGAUUACGUGGAUGUCUGAUCACCUUCCGAGCGCAUGGGGAGCUCCGUCCCGUCCGGACCAGAGUGACACCGCCGUCCGCCGGGCCUCGGCGCUGACUUCGCAGUCGGGAGGAUGCCGUCCCUGCACCACGGCGCCAUCUUCAUCGGCGCCUUCCUCAUCGUGACCGGCGGCUCCACCGCCUUCCUGGCCUCGUCGCAGAGUCGGCUGCAGCCCUUCUCCCUGUGCUGCGUGGUGCUUGGGGUGGUCAUGCUCAUCCUGGGCCUCUUCUGGGCCAUGAACAGCAAAAGCCCCUCCAGCUACAACCAGCAGGAGUUCGACCCCGACUGCCCUCACUACCCUUACAACGAGUUUGCCGGCUACAGCAGCCAUGCUCUCUUUGCCCACGACGGGAAUCGCUUCCCGGAGUCCCAGUCGGCGUAUCUGCCGGGGACUCUGGACCGCCAAAGGCACAACGCUCGUGGGGAGGAGUUCGACUAUCCCCCCAUGGACCCCGGCGGUUUCAGUCCGCCGCCUCACCCUCCCCCCUGGCUGGGACCGCCGCCUCCCUACGAGGUGGCCAUCAAAACCACGUGCAGCUCCACGCACCUGCGCCGCGCCUACUCCGACACGCACCUGGCCGCCGAGCCGCUCUUCGGACGCUCCAGAGAGAUCAGCUUCGAGGUUUAAAAAUGGAGGGAAAAAAAGGAAAGAGAUCCAUCCAUCCGUUUUCUAGAGUGCUUUUCUUCGAUUAGGUGAUCUGGAGACUAUCCCAGCCGACUUUGAGGUGACAAG
This is a messenger RNA of Syngnathoides biaculeatus (alligator pipefish), 776 nucleotides long. RefSeq lists its product as uncharacterized. Lineage: Eukaryota; Metazoa; Chordata; Actinopteri; Syngnathiformes; Syngnathidae. The coding region runs from base 117 to 671 and encodes 184 amino acids. The transcript is spliced from 2 exons. The record is from RefSeq and is a predicted model, not a curated record.